CUAUUUUCUAUAACAAUUCCUUCUUAACCUUUUACAGCAAGAAAGGCCAAAUAGGUGAGCAAGAGCAAAGACGUUGCUUCACCAGAAAAAGAGCUCAGUAGAAGUCUUCCAGAAGGAACAACUGCACCAUUACCGAAACCAACCCCAAAACUGUAAAGCUUUCUUCUAGGAAAAAGUUGGAGGAGAAGAAGAAGAAUGGCGAGAGAGAAGAUUCAGAUCAAGAAGAUUGACAACGCCACAGCUAGGCAAGUCACUUUCUCGAAGAGGCGAAGAGGGCUUUUUAAGAAAGCUGAGGAGCUAUCCGUGCUUUGUGAUGCUGAUGUCGCUCUCAUUAUCUUUUCUUCUACUGGAAAGCUCUUUGAGUACUCCAGCUCAAGCAUGAAGGAAAUACUAGAGAGACAUAAUUUGCACUCAAAGAACCUUGAGAAACUGGAUCAACCAUCUCUUGAGUUGCAGCUAGUAGAGAACAGCAACCACUCCAGAUUGAGCAAGGAAAUUGCAGAGAAAAGCCAUCAGCUGAGGCAGAUGAGAGGAGAGGAGCUUCAAGGAUUAAAUGUAGAAGAACUGCAGCAGCUAGAGAGGUCACUGGAAUCUGGAUUGAGCCGUGUGAUAGAAAGAAAGGGUGAGAAGAUUAUGAAAGAGAUAAAUGAUCUUCAAAGAAAGGGGAUGCAAUUGAUGGAAGAGAAUGAGCGAUUAAGACAGCAAGUGGUAGAUAUAUCUAAUGGCCGAAGACACAUUGGCACUGAGUCAGAGAAUCUGAUUGCUGAGGAAGGCCAGUCAUCAGAGUCUGUCACUAAUGUCUGCAACUCAACUGGUGCCCCUCAUGACUAUGAAAGCUCAGAUACAUCCCUCAAGUUAGGGCUACCCUACUCUGGGUGAACGUUUGGAGGAGCUUACGAAGCAAAACAAAUAUCUGAUCAAUACAAAUAUCUGAUCAAUACAAAUGCAGGUCCGUUUUACUUGUAUCAAAGGAAUUAUAUCCAACCCAUGCUUUGUUAAUGGUACUUGAAUGAUGAGUACCUUUUUUGUUGAAGAACGAUGAGAACCUAGAUGUUCAUUGUUCAAAUAUUUUCAUACUGAAGCUAUGAAUUACAUAAGAGUCUCUCCUCUGCAGUACGGAAUGCUUUGUUGCCACAAGCAUGGUAUAGUAUCACAGCCUAGUCCUUAAAGUUUGGGAUGGUAAGGGGUGUAACCCAGAACAUUGAUGAAGUUCUUAUGACAUAUGAAGUGUCGUUCCAGCAAACCUUGCCCUUUAUUCAGAACAAGAGAUUAUGUUGUGUAUGCGUUAUUAGAAUGUAUUUGGUCAUAAAUUUAAAAUACCUUAGAAAA
This is a messenger RNA of Quercus lobata, 1329 nucleotides long. It is a transcript of the gene SVP, whose product is annotated as K-box region and MADS-box transcription factor family protein. The record is from RefSeq and is a predicted model, not a curated record. Gene Ontology annotation, biological process: positive regulation of transcription by RNA polymerase II. The coding region runs from base 196 to 879 and encodes 227 amino acids. Gene Ontology annotation, molecular function: DNA-binding transcription factor activity; RNA polymerase II transcription regulatory region sequence-specific DNA binding; protein dimerization activity. NCBI's taxonomy places the organism in Eukaryota, Viridiplantae, Streptophyta, Magnoliopsida, Fagales, Fagaceae. The transcript is spliced from 10 exons. Gene Ontology annotation, cellular component: nucleus.